GUUCUCUCUGUUUGUAAAUUUCUGAAGACUGAUCUUGCAGGUAGCAGUUCAUUUUUAUGUAAGGUAGACUUUUAAGUCGGUGGUUGGAGUUGCGUUAAACCAUGAUUAGUACUGAACAGAUAUAUUUUUAGAAAGCUUUUCGUUCUCUCUGCAAAAAUGAAAUUACUGUGGUUUAUGUUAUGUUUGACAAGUUAUUCCUGUUUGGCAAAUUCCCAAGAAAAUGAUGAAGCAGCUGUAUUGCAAAAGGAUCUUCAAGACUUCGUGAGGCGACUCAGCCAGCAACAGCUACAUACGACGCAAAACAUGAGGUCUCCUCUCCUGUCACAAAUGCACUACCCUUUGUCGAGGCCACCUUUUGAACCAAAUGAAGAUCUAAUAUCUUCGCCCUCUGGCUUCAAUUUCCCAUUUCAAAGUAGAAACGAUGGCAGAGAAGGAGCACGAUCCUUUGCUUCAUCUUUUUCGUCUGUGAAGAGGCCCCACGAUUCUGGGGAAGUUAGAAGUGAAGCUGUAGCAUAUGCAUCAGUGAAUGAUGUUAAUAAAGAGGAGCAUCUAGGAGAAGAUAUGGAAUCUGAAAAAACAUCCACUGUUGAAGAAACUCACAGAACUUCACCAUCUCAUAUGGACACCACUUCAAGCGUUUCCUCUGAAGGAACUGGCCCAUACCAUUUAAAACAACAACAAGUAGAAACAGUUCUUAGGAAAGAAGAUGAUUCUUUCAGUGAUGUAUAUUUUGUUGCUAUAGUUGCUGGAUGCUGUGCUGUAGGAAUAUUUGGUGUCAUAUCAGCUGGAGUCUGCUUUUACAGGCUACAGAAAAGUAGAAAAGCGGCCGCUGAUGUUGAUUAUCCCGCGUAUGGUGUGACUGGUCCAUGCAAAGAUAUUUCAUCUCCCAACGGGGAUCGGAAGUUAGCUCAGAGUGCUCAGAUGUACCAUUACCAGCAUCAAAAACAGCAGAUGAUUGCUGUUGAAAAAGCUGGGUCUACAAAAAAUACUUCAGCUUCAGAUGUUGAUUCUGAAGAAGAAAAUGAAGAAGGCGAUUACACUGUUUAUGAAUGUCCAGGAUUAGCUCCAACUGGUGAGAUGGAGGUUAAAAAUCCUUUAUUCCAUGAUGAUUCUACUCCAGUGUCUCCCCCGCUCCCAGCUAAGUCAGAUGACAUCCACCAUAACUGAACUUUUGCAUCCAUCCAGAAAUGUCCUUGCUCGAAAGCUACCAGUUAUUACCCUCCUUCGGUUUAUCCUGUCCUAAAUCUGCAAAAAAUUUCUAUAUCCUCUACUAUAUGCAAUAAGAUUCAACCACUUCAAAAAGGUGCUUUUAUUUCCAGGAAAGAUAGAGCAUCUUUAUCUUAGUUUAAAUUCUAAUUUUCUCUAAAAUUUGUGGUAAUUAUUGCUAAUAAGAGACAGAACAGCAUUUAAUUCAAUAAAUAAAUAAAAUUAUAAUAAAAUGGCUAUAGAAAAGUUAGUAUGGGAAAGUUAAGGUAGUUUUAUUUUUCAGGUAAAACUGAUUACAAACAACUAUCAAUUUUUAGCAUUAAAGUUUAAAUAGAAGUUAAAUUUUUGAGAUAAAUCUCAAAUUUGAUUAAUAUUUUAAAAGCAAAAAAUAAAUAAUAUUUGGUUACCUAUAAUGAUAAAAAAUUUUCAGAAAAAUUUGUAUGUUAAAAGUAUGAUUUUUAUUGAUUAUUGUUGAAUUAAGGAUUCACAUUUUUGUUGUUGUUUUCAAAUUCUGAUAGAUCAACUUUAAAUAAGUGUGGAAAAUCGUAAUAAAUAAAUUUAUUUAUUUCCCCCCGGUUCUUGAUUAGAAAAUAUUUUUAUCAAUACAGAACUAUUAGCUUUGGGUUUAAUCAUCCGAAUAUAUAUAUAAAAUAUUGGAUAUCAGAUUGUUGAUAAAAAUCAUUUAUAUAUUAUAUUUCAAAUUAUUUUAAUGGUUAAAUAAUUAUAUCAAAUAAAAUUGGUUUAAAAUUUUAUUUCCAGCUCAACUUCAAGAUGUUAUUUUUAAAUAGACAUUUUCAUUCUCCUUUUAUAAAGGUUUUAUUUGAUAGUUCUAUUUUUGUACAGAUUUAUUAUAUAGACAGGCAGUUGAAUCUUGUUGCAUAUAGUCUAUCACUUGUACUAGAUGCUGCAAAUGUCUAGUUUUAAAGAUAAGUAAUAAGAAAUAUAUUUAUAGUAUUUUUGUUCUAGUAAUUGAUAAGAUUAGGCAAACCUGCAGACUGUUACUUUCCGUCGAUGUCUAGUCAAGAGUGGAAGUGAAAUUAUUAAGAAUUUUACAGAUAUUAUAUGUUUUCAAAGAACAUAAUUCUUUGAAUUAAUAUACUAGUCACAAAAAAAUGCACACACAUGAAAAGUAUUGUUAUUUGUACAUCUUGUAAGGAUCUUUGUUGCAAUAAAAGAUGUGUACAGUUAUCCCAUUGGUACAAUUUACCAACUUCUAGUCAGAGUUUAUAUUAUUGUCAGAAUUUUAAAUAUACAGAUUCAGAAUAGCUCUAGAAAAUGUUAUAUUUCUAAUGUUUAUGCAUUUAUAGAAGGUAAAGAUCUUUGAUGUUGAACUCUCAGUUGUAACAUACUGAAUAAACAAUUUAUUGAUUAACACAAUAUUUCUUUAUCUUUUUUGAAAAUUCAUAUUCUGGUAAUGAAGGAACAUUGUAUAUCCUCUGUUUGAUGUUUUGAUCUAAGAAUUUUUUGUAAAUUUCAUAGCAAACAACUGAAAAUUCUCAUUGCCUAUGUAGGUUUUUAAAAAUAUAUAUAAAUAAUAGAAUACUUAAAUUAAAAAGGAUGUUUAAGUUUUAUCAUUAAAGAAAUUAAAUUUAAUAUAUUGAUAUUUCUAAAUCUAAAACAAUUUGUGUAUAUAUUUGUAUUUUAGUAUGUUUAACGCACUGAUGAAUGAUUUUAAAUUAUACAUAUGUUAUUCUUUACUUUUAGUUAUAUAUAAAACCAGUACUAGUCAAACUUUUUGAUUGCAAUUUUUUAUGAGCAUUUAUAUUAAUACCUUGUUGAUGUUAUGUAACAGUACAAAGGUGAAAUAUAUUCAGUAAAUUAAGGUGUUUAAAACAUUGAAAGAAGCAAUGCAUUAUCUGUUAUUCGAAGUAUGGCAGUGCUAUACAAAGAUUAGAGUAUAAAUAUAUUGCCAAAUAGUAUCUGCGGCAAAUUAGAUCCAAUUAACUUUAGAAUUGCUUGGUGAAUUGUCCACAAAUCUUUGCAUCAAAUAUUUUCCUUCAAAAAAUAUGAAAUCCUUCACAAUAAAUGCUUUAAAUCAGAUUAUUUAGUAUGAAAAUUAUAAAUCGCACUAUUGCUUUUGUGCUUUCACCUUUUUACUAUGUGUACUUGGACGUGUGCAUAUCUAGUAAAUAGGAAGCAUUUUCUGUUUGGUUGAUACAGCACAGCAUCUUUUCUAGAACUUGAAUAUCAUAGUAUUAAUGCAUUUAUGUAGUUGUAAUUCUGAAAAAAAAGUUUUAUUUAUUCUCAGUGCAAACAUUCCAUUUAUUUUAAAAGGUAAUAAAAUAUAUAUAAAGCUUUUUGUGCUUCCUAUUCAUGGUAAGUUCUCAAAAUGUGAAACUGCAUUUGUUUUUAUUUAAUCAGAAAACCUGUUUCAUUUGUUGCACUUUCCUUUUUGUCCGUUCACUCAUAUGUAAACCUACUCCUUGAAUAACUGUUUGAAAUAUUUAAAAUGUUGUGGGGUGUGAAACAUAACUAAGGUCCAGAAUAACUAAAAUUUGGUACUUGUAUGACAAUGGUGUUUUAGUCAGCUGGUAUACGGGUCCAAUGAAUGAUAAAUGAUUUAUAAUUGUCUUUUUAUUCUUUCCAAAGCAUAUGCAUUUUCACAUUUUCUCUUGCUUACUCUCUUUUUUAAUUUUAUUACAUAGAUUUUGUGAACGUAAAAUAUGCCACAUGUAUUUUAAGCUUAGAGAGUUUAACAUUUUGUUUGUAGUGGUCUAAUUAUGAUUUAUUAUUUGUAUGAAGUUUUCGUAAGUGUUCUGAACCCUGUAAUUUAAGUCAGCAUGGUUGUGCUUCCUGUUGUACAUAUAUACAAGUACAAUAUCAAUAAAUUGUUUUAACCCUUG
Argiope bruennichi is the source of this 4049-nucleotide messenger RNA. Its product is annotated as neural proliferation differentiation and control protein 1-like. Gene Ontology annotation, cellular component: membrane. Lineage: Eukaryota; Metazoa; Arthropoda; Arachnida; Araneae; Araneidae. The record is from RefSeq and is a predicted model, not a curated record. The transcript is spliced from 7 exons. The coding region runs from base 157 to 1167 and encodes 336 amino acids.